Molecule: messenger RNA, 1194 nt
Organism: Apus apus (common swift)
Lineage: Eukaryota; Metazoa; Chordata; Aves; Apodiformes; Apodidae
Gene: PPA1
Product: inorganic pyrophosphatase 1
Exons: 11
Coding region: 37-909 (290 amino acids)
Biological process (GO): phosphate-containing compound metabolic process
Cellular component (GO): cytoplasm; extracellular exosome
Molecular function (GO): magnesium ion binding; inorganic diphosphate phosphatase activity
Source: RefSeq, a predicted model, not a curated record
CCGCCGCAUGCGCGGGGCGGGCAGCGCCGCGGCACCAUGGCCGGGUACAGCGUGGAGGAGCGCGGGGCCCCGCACAGCCUGGAGUACCGGCUCUUCUUCAAGGACUCCAGCGGGCGCUACAUCUCCCCGUUCCAUGAUGUCCCCAUCUACGCGGAUGCCGGCGAGAAUGUCUUCAACAUGGUUGUGGAAGUGCCUCGAUGGACAAACGCCAAGAUGGAGAUUGCAACAAAGGAUCCCUUAAACCCAAUUAAGCAAGACGUGAAGAAAGGAAAACUGCGCUACGUCGCGAACGUGUUUCCUCACAAGGGCUACAUCUGGAAUUACGGUGCCAUCCCACAGACUUGGGAAGACCCAGGUCACAAAGAUGAAAACACUGGCUGCUGUGGAGACAACGACCCGAUCGACGUGUGCGAAAUUGGAAGCAAGGUCUGCUCUCGAGGAGAAAUCAUCAAAGUGAAGGUGCUGGGCACGCUGGCCCUGAUUGAUGAGGGAGAGACUGACUGGAAGGUAAUUGCUAUCAACGUUGAGGACCCUGAAGCAGAGAACUAUAACGAUAUCGACGAUGUCAGAAGGAUGAAACCUGGGUACUUGGAAGCUACAGUGGACUGGUUCAGGAGAUACAAAGUACCUGAUGGAAAGCCCGAGAACCAGUUUGCUUUUAAUGGUGAAUUUAAAGACAAGGCUUUUGCUGUGAACAUCAUCAAAAGCACUCAUGAAUACUGGAAAGCUUUGGUAGCAAAGAAAACUGACGGAGGGGAGAUCAACUGCACAAACCUGACGGUGUCUGACAGCCCUUUCUGCUGUAGUCAAGGCUGUGCAAAAGCCACUGUGGAUGCAGCACCACCGUGCAAAGCAGCCAACCCGAUCCCGUCCGAAGUUGACAAGUGGUUCUACUACGAGAAGAACUAAAGACCCAAGGACGGGUGGUGAGGCAGCCACGUCCUUCCCCCUCCCAGGAGGAGUAGACCAGAAAAAUAGCUUCAGUGUCGGCAAGAAGACCUUGCCUGUACCUUUGCCGAGUAGAAUUCCGUGUCUAGCCGUGCCCUGUCUGCUGCACCGAGGUCUUGUGGAGCCCAGACGACAUCAUGUAUCCAGCCCAACCCCCCCCCCGCUCGCGCGUGGCCGUGCAGCGUGUUGUGUUGCGGUGACGGGAGCCCGCUCACCUGGGGCGAAAUAAUAAAAACCAAAAAACAA